This is a messenger RNA of Closterium sp. NIES-67, 4294 nucleotides long. The record is from the annotation of a GenBank genome assembly. NCBI's taxonomy places the organism in Eukaryota, Viridiplantae, Streptophyta, Zygnematophyceae, Desmidiales, Closteriaceae.
AGCUGCUUUUGUUCCUGAAGCACCAGUGCUAAGCACCAUCACCUAUUCCGUGUCUUCCGCUCACUAUCUUCAGCAGACUACAAUCUUAGUUAUGCCUUUGCGUCGAAUGGUAUAGUUAAUUCUAGCCAGCAUCUCAGCAAAUUGCGCAUCCUUUCUCAGCUGACGUGCUAAACGUCUGUACGCUUGAGAAGCUCGUUCUGCCGUACAAUAUUAAUUGUGCCUUAAAAAAGACUGAGCUUAACCGAGUAGGAGUAUCAACAUUGGUGCGUAAUCGUCCAACCGUUUCGCACCCCAGCUCUCUGAUGGUCGACAGCCGCAUCAACCAUAGCCAUGCGAUUAUCCUACACGUAGCGACGUCGCACAGCGACAGACGAUGAUGCGAUUUUUCGCAGACCCUGAUCUUUCGCACAGAGCUUCGCACGACGGAGUCGCCGGGAGCUUCCCAGGGGAGAAGCGGGCAGUGCUGGGCGACAAGCAGAUUAUCCAGGCGGCUUCGCUUCAGACGGUAGAGCUCGAGCGCGCGGAGAAUCAGCUCCGCAAACAGUGGCAAAAGGGGUUCUCCGGGGGGGAAAAGGCGGAGAAGCGCGCGCGCGGAAGCAGCGGCGGGGGCGGAAGCGGGCAUGGCAGGACUGGGAGCGGCGGGGAGGGGGGGGAAUCGGGGGAAAGGGGAGAAAUGCAGGCCGUCCGAUUAACGGCAUGCUGCGGCCUGUUCAGGGCAGCGAUUUCUUGGAUGUGGCGCUCCUUGCAGGGCUGGCGACGCGGGCUCGCAGGGAGGCGGUCAGGCUUCAGGAGGAGAUGACACGUGUCCUGCGUGACGUGGAAAAAGCGCGGGAAGAGAGCGCGCGCAUGGGAGAGCGCGCCGCGGCGGCUCUCGAAGACGCGGCCGACGCGAUCGAAGCAGCGGCUAGGGUCGCGAUUGGAAAUGGCGGGAAAAAGGGGAGAUUAAUUAAAGUCAAAGUCCCUGAUAGACAGGUGGGAGGGUUUCUUGAUGAGAGCGGCGGCUCGGGGAAAGGUUUAAAGCUGUAUGUUGCGCAACACGAGGCGGAAGAUGCGGGGGAGGCGGAGUUAAGGGGGGAAGGGGAGUUGUCGGAUGACGGGUGGUCCGCGCUUUCCCUUGAUGGCGACUCGGGGAGUGAAGGUAAGGGGGAUAUUCUGGGAACUAGGAGAUUAAAGUCGCGAGUGCUAGGGUUGUAUGGCAUGCGCAGCCGAGACAGGCGGGGAAGGGAGGAAAGAGAUGGUUCGGAUGGCGAUAUAACGGAGGAGGAAGAGGAGGAGGAGGAAGAGGAGGAGGAGGAGGAGGAGGAGAAGGAGGAGGAAGAGGAGGAGGAGGAGGAAGAAGAGGAGGAGGAGGAAGAAGAGGAGGAGGAGGAAGAAGAGGAGGAGGAGGAGGAUGGAGAGGAGGAAGAGGAGGAGGAGGAAACGGAGGCGAGUUUCAGAGGCUUCGCAGCUGUGAAGAAUUAUAGGGAGCAAGAAAAACAGCAACAGCAACAGCAGCAGCAGCAGGAGCAGCAGCAGCAACAACAACACCAGCAGCAGCAGCAGCAGCAGCAGCAGCAGCAACAGCAGCAGCACCAACCGCAGCAGCAGCAGCAGCAGCAGCAGCAGCAGGAGCAGCAGCCACCAGUGUUCGCAACAAUCUUCCCUCGAAUAGAGAAACCCCGCCGCCCCAGCCCCUUGGGGCGAUCAUCCACAGCGGGCCACACCUCUGCAGCCGAAGCAGCCCUCUUUGCUGCCGCAGCAGCAGUCACAGGCGCGUCAGGCCACGCUGCUGCCUCUGCCGCUGCUUUUACUGCCAGGCUAGAAGCUAGCGCCGCUGCUGCGGCUGCUGCUGGUGUUGCUGCUGGUGCUGGUGCUGGUGCGGGUGCGGGUGCUGGGGCGGGGGGGGUUGCUGGGGGGAAGGGGAGUGGCGGAAUGGGGCGACGAGGGGGAGGCACGCCCCUUGAGUCGCCUACCUCCCCCCCGCCGUCUCCCCUGUUCGAAGGGCUAACUGGUGCGGGUUCUACUGGCGGAUCUCACGGUGCUGGGGGAGGGGGGGGAGGAGGGGGGACAGGGGGAGCAGGAGUGGCACCAUUGCUUGCAGGAACCCCUUUGGAGCGAGUGCAGAAACCGCCAGCAGCUGCUGUUGGCUCUGCUUUUGGUUCUGGGUUCGGUUCUGGGCUUGGUUCCGGCUUUGCUGCUUCGCUGGCUGGAUCUCCCGGUUUGCGCUUCCAUGGGCGGCAAAUGUCGGCGCCACCUGCCGAGCUGCUGGAAAUGAGCGGCGGGCUGGGCAGCAGCGGGGGGUUCGGGGGGCUGGCGGCCGCCCAGCUGGUGGCUAUGAAGCGGUUGGAAGCGGCCAAGACUCUCGGGCUGCUGCCAGCCUCUAGUGGGAAUGAGGACGGUGCGGAUGGCGCUGGUGGUGGUGCUGGUGGUGGAGGUGGUUCUGGGGAGGGUGGAACCGGGGGAGGUGCUUCUCCUGGGAGGGACUCGAGCCCGAGAGGGGGUGUGAGGGGGGGAGGAGGGGGUGUGGUGAGCCCUGGUAGAGCGCAGCAGCAGCAGCAGCAGCAGCAGCAGCAGCAGCAGCAGCAGCUGGGGGGAGGGCAGCAGAGUAGCAGCGGGGGAACAGGAGGAGGAGGAGGAGGAGGAGGAGGGGGGGCAGGGAUGCCCCACCAUAUUCCCACCCCUCCCCCUCGCUCCCAGCUCCCUGCUAAUCGCUCCCCAGCCCAACGCCUGGCCGCCUCAGCCCUAGUUCGCCACGCCUCAGUAGACCUUUCAGUCCUACGGGGCGGAUCCGGAGGAGGCUUUACCUGGGGCAGCGCCAACCCCAGAUUCGCUGUGGAUAGGUUGAAUAUGCUAGGCUCGUCCCUAAGUCCCACCUCCCCUGGUUCGCCCUCGUCUGGUUCCCCCUCCCACCACUCCCUCGCGCCGAACCUACGACCCCAGGUGCCAUGGCUACCGGCCACCGAUCCUGAGCUGGCGAACCUGCCGGUUCGGAGGUUUGGCUCGGGGCUGGCGGGUCGGGGAGCAGGCUCGGUGACGAUGAGUGAAGCGGAAUUGACUGCGUUUGUCAAAGGGACGAGUCCAGGAGGUCUUGGGAGAACCCUUAGUGGGAUUGCGGGUAUCACCAGUCGCAGCGGGGGUGGCGGUGGUGCUGGUGGCGGUGGUGGGGGUGGGGGUGCUGAUGCUGGUGGUAGCAGUAUUGAUUCUAGUCCCCUUGGAAGUAAUUCUAGCACCAGCGGUGGUGGUGGUGGUGGUGGUAGCAGUGGUGGUGGGGGUACUAGUAUCCACAGCCUAGGGGAAGGGGUGCCUCGGCUUAUGUCGUCUAUUUUAAUGCAGGAAGGGGGAGCUUCUGCUGCUGCAGGGUUAGGCUUUGGGGGGAGAGGGGGGAGCCCCCUAGGGAUAGCACGCACUGCUUCGCUCUCGCCGCCCAAUUCUGGGGUGGGCGGCGGCAGGUUGCUUCCUCCGCAUUUCCUCAAGUUGACGCUGGGGCGGGUGGGGGAUUCAGGAGGGCAGGCAGGUGGAGGAGGGGGGGAGGCGGAGGAGGCGGAGGAGGCGGAGGGGGCGUUGGGGGCGUUGGAGCAGCAGGAGGGGGAGGGGGGGGAGGGGCAGGAACAGGAGCAGGAGGAGGAGGAGGUGGAGGAGGAGGGGAAGGAUGGGGAGGAGGGUGGGAAGGGAUUGUGGCCCACCGAAAGACCGGCAGCUUAUCGCUCCUCUCCCGAACCAGUUCUGCCGCACCCAGCUUCGGCACAGCCUCUCCUGCCGGAGGCUCGGCAGCAGGUUCGGCAGUGAACUCCCCCCUAGGAAGCGUCUCGUCCGGAUUUAGUGUCAGUCCCGGACUAGCCACUCCUCCAUCCCCCGCAUCCUCCUCCGAAUCCCCUUCCCCCGUUCCUCGCUCCCCUCUUGCCCCGCUCUCCCCGCUCUCCCCUCUAUCCUCCUCGGUUCUCUCUCUCUCCCCCCUCUCCCCUCUCUCGCCCCCGCCCCGCACACUCUCAUUUGCUGGUUUUUUUCCGGACGAGAAUGGCGCGGUUAGCACUACCAACGACGCUACUAAUGCUGCCACCAUGACAGGAAGGGGCGCUGCUGGCGCUGGCAGCAUGAGUGGUGCUGCUGCUGCUGCUGCUGCCUCUGGUUCUGCUGCUGGUGGUGCUGGUUCUGGAGCAACAACAGGGCCAGCAGUCGGGGCACUAGGGUUGGGGUAUGGGGCUGGAGGCAGUGCCGCCACCUCAGGUCAGGGCGGCACCAGCGGUUACAUCUCAUCAGGCAUGGGCGGCGGUUACAUGUCAUCUGACAGCAGGGCCGGCGGUUACGUCUCAUCCGG